Messenger RNA from Eubalaena glacialis (North Atlantic right whale), 342 nucleotides. RefSeq names its product interferon lambda-4-like. The record is from RefSeq and is a predicted model, not a curated record. Gene Ontology annotation, molecular function: cytokine activity. Lineage: Eukaryota; Metazoa; Chordata; Mammalia; Artiodactyla; Balaenidae. The transcript is spliced from 3 exons. Gene Ontology annotation, biological process: cell surface receptor signaling pathway via JAK-STAT; innate immune response; positive regulation of immune response. The coding region runs from base 1 to 342 and encodes 113 amino acids.
AUGGGGCCGAGUGGCGCAGCCGCGGUGGCCGUGGGGCUGUGGGUCUUGGUGACGGUGGGCGUGGCGGCGGACCCCGAAGUGGUGGAGCCUCCGCGCCGCCUCCUCUCACACUACCGCUCCCUGGACCCCCGGGCGCUGCUGGCCAUCAAGGCACUGAGGGACCGCUAUCUCGAGCUGGUCCGGCCAGGCUCCCGGAGGAAGUCCCUGCGGCGGCCCGGGAGGCGUCCCCAAACUCGCACAGCUGGCUCGCCUCGGUGCCACGAAGCCACCGUCAUCUUCAACCUCCUGCGCCUGCUCGCGUGGGACCUGCGGCUGGUGGCGCACUCGGGUCCUUGUCUGUGA